AUCGUUCGGGUCAUUCUUUCUUCGCGUCAUUCGCAAGCUUCGCGGUCAGGUCAACGCCACUUGCAGUUGGAGGUCAGCAUUCCUGUCCAAGUUGAGGCAUCGUACGCUAUGUGCCGCUAAGCCGGGAAGCUGUGGAGAUACCCUAAGCCCCUAAGUUCUGCGGGUCAGCGAGGCGAAGGCAGCACUAGGGUUUAGCGCCACGAUCGCGAGCACCACACAGCUCGAGACAGCAGACGACGCAUAUCGGCAUGUUUACAAGCAGACGAUGUGCGAUAAAAACCGUCCGAGUCCUCGCGGCGGCGACCCUCAAGUGUCUGGAACACGGUAAAGCAAAUACGGGGGGACUCGUGCAAGUCCCCUUUACGAGCCAUGGCCCGUCAAAUCAUAAAGACGGAAACGAAGCCCGAAACCACUGUCAAUGUGGGGGACGCCACGAACAGGAAAACAGCGCCCGAAGAUUUAUCGGUUGUCAAGGCGUCUACAAGUUCGAAAGCCAAAAAACGACAACGCUCGGCGCUCAAACUUCUUCGCGCAGCCUGCAUUCGACGGCAAGUCACGAGGAGCAUACGAUGCAGCAAGUUCGGGAUUCCAGCACCAGGUCUCUCCGAGUGAGGACCGCGAGCGACCCCCUAGUGGUGCGAGCCCACCAGGAGGUGCUGAGGGUAGCCACAGACAUGGACCCGCACGAGCCGGCAUUGCGGGAAGUCUUCGAAGCAUUCCGCGAGGCCGCCGAGUACAACUUACCGGGAGGGAAGCGUAACCGCCUUUUGGCAGUGGUGCACGCUUACGAACUGCUGGCGGAGGAGAGUGCGCCGCAUUUGGAGCUCGCCUGUGUGCUUGGCUGGUGUGUGGAGAUGCUGCAGUCCUACUUCCUGAUACUCGACGACAUCAUGGACGGCUCGCCGGUCCGCCGGGGGCAGCCAUCUUGGUACACCGUGCCCGGCGUCGGGCUGCGCGCCAUCAACGACGCGCUCUUCCUGGAGAAGGCGGUGCUCUGGGUCGUCCGUCGCCGCCUGGGACACCUGCGCUGCUACCUGCCGCUCUCAGAACUGUUCCAGGAAAGCGACUUGCGCACCGUGCUGGGACAGGGCUUGGACAUGCUGUCGCAGAAGAGCACGCUCGACGCACUCAGGGCCGACCGCUACUGGGCCAUCGUUACCUACAAAACCGCCUUCUAUUCCUUCGUCCUGCCCGUGAGGGCAGGCAUGCUGCUGGCGGGGGUGGAGGAUCCGGGCCUGCACGCGCAGGCGCAGCAGGCGGCCCUCCAGCUUGGCCGAGUGUUUCAAGUCCAAGACGACUACAUAGACUGCUUCGGCGACCCCGAGGUCACGGGCAAAGUGGGCACAGACAUCGUGGACGGCAAGUGCAGCUGGCUGGCCGUCCAGGCAGCGCAACGCGCCUCGCCUGCUCAGAGAUCCGUCUUGGAGGCAAAUCUCGGCAAGGGAGCUGCCAGGGGACCGGAAGAAGCGGCCGUGAAGGCACUCUACGAAGAACUCGACCUCCGCGCCCACUACGCCGCGUACGAGAAGGCGGCAUUCGCGGAGCUCGACUCCCAAGUGCGAAACCUGCCGCCGGGUCUCGCCACGCUGUUCCGUGUAAUGAAGGACGCCAUUUUCGGCCGAGACAAGUGACCUCCCCCUGCUGCGAGGAACACCGUCUCUGGCCGAGACGAGCAACCUCCCGCCUUGUUCCAAAACUAACGAGCUGGCUCGGGUAUGCAUUAAUAAACGACACUUUACAAAUAUUGUGGA
Molecule: messenger RNA, 1751 nt
Organism: Ixodes scapularis (black-legged tick)
Lineage: Eukaryota; Metazoa; Arthropoda; Arachnida; Ixodida; Ixodidae
Gene: Fpps
Product: farnesyl pyrophosphate synthase
Exons: 5
Coding region: 249-1631 (460 amino acids)
Biological process (GO): trans, trans-farnesyl diphosphate biosynthetic process
Cellular component (GO): cytoplasm
Molecular function (GO): dimethylallyltranstransferase activity; (2E,6E)-farnesyl diphosphate synthase activity
Source: RefSeq, a predicted model, not a curated record